Geodia barretti is the source of this 696-nucleotide messenger RNA. The record is from the annotation of a GenBank genome assembly. Lineage: Eukaryota; Metazoa; Porifera; Demospongiae; Tetractinellida; Geodiidae.
AUGUGCUCGACGUCGAGUUGCUGGAAGUCGAAGAAGGCAACACCACCGAGCUGGAUCAGGUGCUCGCCGUGUCGCUCGACGGCCAGAUGCGCUUCGGCGCGCCCACCGUGGACGGGGCCAGGGUCAUCGCCGAGGUCCAGUCCCACUACAAAGAUCGCAAGAUCAUCGUUUACAAGUACAAGGCCAAGACCCGAUACCGCCGCAAGAAGGGGCAUCGGCAGAACUACACUCGUAUCCGCAUUCAAGACAUCGCGACCGGAUACGACUCCGAGCCCGAGGCCGUUCACGAGCCCGAGGCCGUUCACGAGCCCGAGGCCGCGCACGAGCCCGAGGCCGUUCACGAGCCCGAGGCCACGCACGAACCCGAGGCCGUUCACGAGCCUGAGACCGCGCACGAACCCGAGGCCACGCACGAACCCGAGCCGCACGACCGAGAUCGGCACGAACCCGAGGCCGCACGAACCCGAGGCCGUUCACGAGCCCGAGGCCGCGCACGAACCCGAGGCCACGCACGAACCCGAGAUCGCGCACGAACCCGAGAUCGCGCACGAGCCCGAGGCCGUUCACGAGCCCGAGAUCGCACACGAGCCUGAGGCCGUUCACGAACCCGAGAUCGCGCACGAGCCCGAGGCCGUUCACGAGCCCGAGGCCGUUCACGAACCCGAGAACGGAUCCGAGACCCAGACCGGAGGAUAG